AUGGGAGCAUCCGGGUCCAAAGCAGCGCAACGGACGGUUCGCAAGUUCCCCUCACGCGCACCGGGGUCAUCGCCAGCCGCGACCACGAACCCAAUGACGAGGCCAGCGCGGCGACCACCACCAGCCCCCUCAGAAGAUGUCCAACCGAGGUCUCAGCGGCAGGCUUUUUACACCAAAGAUGACGCAAUCCGUGCCGACUCGACGGACCCCGAUGGUACCGAACUCAGCCCCGACUUCGCCGCCCGGCUCCAGAAAAUGGGCAUUGUGCAACCCAACCCGACGUAUUCGCCGUCGUCCAUAGCAUCCCCAUUUCCCGAUGUGUCCGGAAUUCGCCAGUCGGUGUCGACGCCGCAGUAUCCGGCUUCAUCGAACAACGCAACUCUGGGAGUCCUCGAGGUACGGCGGCAGCUUGAGGCCCGGGCAAGGGAAGAGCUCGAGAACACGGGCAAAUCAACCGACAAAGGGAGAGAGUUCUUGGAUAUUGGCACGAUCCGGCAGAUACUGGUGCUCCGACAAGGCGGCGCGUCACCAGCCGACAUCGAGGCGCGCCUGAGGCUGAAGCCUGGCGUUGUGGAAAGGUUCGGGCCGCAGGGUGUGGUUGCACCCGCAUCUUAA
Messenger RNA from Thermothelomyces thermophilus ATCC 42464, 615 nucleotides. RefSeq lists its product as uncharacterized. The transcript is spliced from 2 exons. NCBI's taxonomy places the organism in Eukaryota, Fungi, Ascomycota, Sordariomycetes, Sordariales, Chaetomiaceae. The record is from RefSeq and is a predicted model, not a curated record. Bases 1 to 615 code for a protein of 204 amino acids.